AUGUUACUUGCAUCGCCAUCGUUUUCUAAUUUCCUAGACAAUCUGAGUUCCAACCCUGGUUCAGUCUCUCAACAACAACAGCCACAGCAACAACAACGACAGCAGCAGCCACAACACGAGCAGCGACAGCUUGAGGCUCAAGUUCCUAAAGAUGUUAACCCCUUCAUUCCGGGUCAACAGAAUCAUCAGCAUCAACAAAUAGGGAUGGUUAUGAUGCCCGAGCAAACAAUGGACUUUUCUAUGCUAAACUCCGACUUCAAUUAUCUACCUAGAGUUUAUGCUGUCUUGGAAACACCGGAGAUGCCCAUUAUUGACACGGAAGCUUUGGCGGGCAAGGGAUCGAGUUUUGUAGAAUCCUUUUCAGCAGAUGCCGAGAAGAGCGGAGCUCCCGUCCUAGAGUCACCCAUUGAAGUUCCAGAACUGGCUGAGACUUCUACCGAGCCGGAAGUAUCCGAUUACUCGGUUGCAGACCUUGAUGGAGACAUUUAUGAUGACGAUGAUAUGACUACUUCGUCGUCGAAACCUGUGGAGUUGAAUACGGAUAAUCUCACUGCCGUAGACAUCUUCGGCGGUAUCGAACCUGAGAAAGCAUUCGCCAGGUAUGAGCUUAUUGACUUUUCAGAUGAAGAUACUGUCGCCAUCAUGGCUGCAAGACGGGUGGAGCGUCUCGCGGCUAGCCUUGAGCCUGUCCUGGCUCGGUUAGAUAUGCUUAGCAUUGGAUUAUAG
This is a messenger RNA of Daldinia childiae, 726 nucleotides long. Its product is annotated as putative bzip transcription factor protein. The coding region runs from base 1 to 726 and encodes 241 amino acids. Lineage: Eukaryota; Fungi; Ascomycota; Sordariomycetes; Xylariales; Hypoxylaceae. The record is from RefSeq and is a predicted model, not a curated record. The transcript has a single exon.